GUGCGGGUGGCUGGUGGAGUGAGGCUUUGGUAGACACGGCUCCCAACACGUUAGCUCCUGAACCGGAGCAUCCGAAGGGCAUCUGGGCCAUGUUGCUGGGGCCCCCCUCGGGCUGGCAAGGGGACCCAGGCACCCAAAUUGGCUGAAAAUUUCUGUGUCUGUCAUUUGGCCACUGGGGACAUGCUGAGAGCCAUGGUAGCUUCAGGCUGAGAACUGGGGAAAAAGCUGAAGGCCACAAUGGAUGCUGGAAAACUGGUGAGUGAUGAAAUGGUCGUGGAGCUCAUUGAGAAGAAUUUGGAGACUCCGUGCAAAAAUGGCUUUCUUCUAGAUGGCUUCCCUCGGACUGUGAGGCAGGCUGAAAUGCUUGAUGACCUCAUGGAUAAGAGGAAAGAGAAGCUCGAUUCAGUCAUCGAGUGCAGCAUCCAGGACUCCCUGCUGAUCUGGAGAAUCACGGGAAGGCCGAUUCACCCCAAGAGUGGCUGGUCCUACCAUGAGGAAUUCAACCCUCCAAAGGAGGCCAUGAAAGAUGAUAUCACUGGGGAACCCCUGAUCCGCAGGUCAGAUGACAACGAGAAGGCCUUGAAGACCGGCCUGGAGGCCUACCACACUCAGACCACUCCGCUUGUGGAAUACUACAGGAAACGGGGCAUUCACUGCGCUAUUGAUACCUGAUGUGAUGUUUGCAAGCAUCCUGGCAGCCUUCUCCAAAGCCACAUCCUACUAGCAGAAGGCCAGGCGCGACCGCACCACUGCUCAUCUCCCCGCCGUGUGAUCCCUAUUCUUAGGUGCUGGGCAGAAGAGAAAAGGGUGCUCAUGGGAAGGAAGGAAGGAAGGAUGGAUGGUGAGGGAGGUGGGGAGGGGCUCAAAAGGAGCAUUUGGAACAGUGGCAGUGUUAUAAUUAGUAAGGUUUUUUUUUUUUUACACAUAGGUGAGAAUUUUUAAAGUAUAAGCAAGGGAAAAGAUUAAUUUUUUUUUAAAAAAACUGUGAUUGGAGGUCAUUGGUACAAAUAAGGAGACAUGGUGUUCUUUUUAAGCAAUCAGCCUCUCGUUUUCUCUGGACCAUAAAGCUAAUGCUCUUUAAGAGACCUCAGCGUCUACAUAAGAACCUCAUGGAUCUCCAGGCCAAGAACACAGCAGUCAGACUGGGCCUGUGUCCUGUGCAGAGGAGGGACUAUUGACCAGCGGUGGCCCCCAUUCCAUAAAGACUCCCCUGCACGUAUGGAAGAGAUAGGGGUGUGAGCUAAUGGGUGCUGGUCAGGAGAUCAUGUU
This is a messenger RNA of Rattus rattus (black rat), 1269 nucleotides long. RefSeq names its product adenylate kinase 2, mitochondrial-like. Gene Ontology annotation, cellular component: mitochondrion; cytoplasm. Gene Ontology annotation, biological process: nucleobase-containing compound metabolic process. The transcript has a single exon. Lineage: Eukaryota; Metazoa; Chordata; Mammalia; Rodentia; Muridae. The record is from RefSeq and is a predicted model, not a curated record. Gene Ontology annotation, molecular function: AMP kinase activity; ATP binding. Bases 238 to 672 code for a protein of 144 amino acids.